This is a messenger RNA of Punica granatum (pomegranate), 1254 nucleotides long. NCBI's taxonomy places the organism in Eukaryota, Viridiplantae, Streptophyta, Magnoliopsida, Myrtales, Lythraceae. The record is from RefSeq and is a predicted model, not a curated record.
CGUGGCGUUGACUUAAUGCUGAGAAAGACCGAGGUCGACCCGCUCACUCACCGACCAGCUUAUCUCCUCCUUCUCCGGCGCCGGCGGAAGAAGAAGAAGAAGAAGCAGAUAAUACGGAGAGUGAGGGUGGCAAUGGAAGUGGAGAGGAAGAGAGUGUGCGUGACGGGGGCGGGAGGCUUCGUGGCGUCGUGGGUCGUCAAGUUUCUCCUUUCUAAGGGCUACGUCGUCCAUGGAACCGUGCGGGACCCUAGGGACGAGAAGUACGCCCACUUGAACAAGCUCGAGAGGGCAUCCGACAACCUUAAACUCUUCAAGGCCGAUCUGUCGGACUAUGGUUCUCUGCGGUCGGCCAUCGAGGGAUGCGCCGGAGUCCUCCAUGUCGCCUGCCCCGUCCCAUCCUCUUCUGUUCCCAAUCCUGAGGUGGAUGUGGUUGAACCAGCUGUAAAUGGCACACUUAAUGUUCUUAAGGCAUGCUCUGAAGCAAAAGUUAAGCGGGUCAUCUACGUCUCCUCUGUUGCAGCUGUGACAAUGAACCCGAACUGGCCUAAGGAGCAAGUUAUGGAUGAGACUUGCUGGUCAGACAAGGAGUACUGCAAAAUUACUGAUAACUGGUAUUGUUUUUCGAAGACAGAAGCUGAAAGUGCUGCUUCCGAUUACGCAAGACAAAACGGGCUUGAUGUUGUAGCAGUUUGUCCUGGCCUUAUAUUAGGGCCUGUUCUACAGCCGACAUUGAACGCGAGCACCUUGGUCCUCGUCAAGUUUACGAGAGGCAGUGAGGAUUCAGUUCCCGACAGGCUCCGUUAUGUUGUCGAUGUGCGAGAUGUUGCUGAGGCGGUAAUAAUGGCAUAUGAAAAAUCCAAGGCUGAAGGUAGGUACAUAUGCAUUGCGCAUUCUAUCAAGACGCGAGAUUUGGCGGAAAAGCUUUAUGGUCUCUAUCCUGACUUGACGUGCUCAAAGAAUUAUAUUGAGACUCAACACAACAAUAAGCUGAGCUCCGAGAGAUUGCUGAAGCUGGAAUGGACUUACCGGCCACUCGAGGAAACCCUUGUGGAUUCCAUCGAGAGCUACCGGGCGGCUGGGCUGCUUAAGUAGUUAUAUGAUCUCCGGUUGAAACUUUACAAUGCGAAGAAAAGCUGUUGUCCUUCAUUUCUAGACAAAAAAUUGUUCCGAAUUAUGCUUUUUGUUCAAACCUGGAAAGGCAAAUGCUUUGAACCUUCGAGUUACACCGAUGAUAAUACUCGUUUUGUAAGUUCA